Messenger RNA from Aspergillus sclerotioniger CBS 115572, 1067 nucleotides. RefSeq names its product DUF3632 domain-containing protein. The record is from RefSeq and is a predicted model, not a curated record. The coding region runs from base 1 to 696 and encodes 231 amino acids. The transcript has 3 exons. NCBI's taxonomy places the organism in Eukaryota, Fungi, Ascomycota, Eurotiomycetes, Eurotiales, Aspergillaceae.
AUGACUCUACGUCUCAGCAUCGAUGAAACUGACCCCGCCUUGAAAAAGUCGGUCAGUCGCUACUCAGACUGGAAGGCCUUCCUCGUGCUGCGUCGCUGUCUGGAGCCCGACGGUGAUCUGUCUAUCGAGCAGGCUACAGUUCUAAUCCACGAGAUGAUGCCAACAGCGGCUGAGGGCCGCAGGGUGGCACCGGGACUAUUUGGUGCCCUGUGUCUGGAUGUGGCCGAUAAAGUGUCGUAUUCACACCCAGCGCAGAGUCGCCUUGUCGAACUCCUCGAUUACCUACAAGCAUCCGACAGGAUGAACGAGAGGCAAUUUUGCGACUUCGGCGAUUGCAAGGGCUAUUCAAUCUAUUACAGCAUGGAGGAUCUGAAAAUGGAGAUUAGGGAGCGAUACUCAAAUAGGCUCUUCCUUUCCAUGAAUACUCCUUGGGACCACUUCGAGCCCGGUACUCCCGAAGAGCAAGAGUAUGUGAAUAUCAGCGCCUUCAUCGCGCGCCUUACGGCCGCGGGUCUGGUGGAUGCAAUGUCAUGGGCUGUCUGGACGAUGAAAGAGAAUCUAGAAGAUGUAGUCACCGGAAAUCGCUACAGCGGUUGUGUGUCUGCUGCGGCGAUGUGGAUCCUGUGUGCCGGUCAGUGGCUAUUCAUACAGAUAGUCCAGGCUCCAGAAGAGGAUGAUGAGUCUCCCCGACCGUGAAGGACUGGCUCCCAAUUUACAGGCCGUAUAUUUGGAAUGGAGAGAUGGAACUUCUGGCAGAAGUCGUUCGAGGCCGCAGCGGAACGCGAUACUGCCAGUGCUGAGUGUAAGAUGUUGGCGACCAAGGCGAAGGACUUUAUGCCUGCGAUUGCCAAAGCCAUGAUUUGGUAGAUCUCAGAUUGUGCCUGGCUUAUCUAAGAAGUUGGCCACGCUUUCUGACUGUCGCGGGGGAGGGGGGGUGGCUGAUGGUUCUAUCCCACGCAGAGCAGCGCCUCGUGGCACACAGCAGCUCCCCGUGAUAUUCAAUGUGGCUUCUUGCAUAUGUAUCUAUCUAUAUUUAGCACCGAGAACUACUCAUGCUGUUAUUUGCC